This is a messenger RNA of Rubroshorea leprosula, 569 nucleotides long. NCBI's taxonomy places the organism in Eukaryota, Viridiplantae, Streptophyta, Magnoliopsida, Malvales, Dipterocarpaceae. The record is from the annotation of a GenBank genome assembly.
CUCACAUCUGAAUUCUAAAGAGAGCCUGUAGAAAGCAAUCAAUGGUGGCAGGACCGAGAAACUGCAGCUUGACUGCGCUUGUGGUUGAUGGUGAUACGACUAGCAACAUGAUUGAGCAGGGCCUUCUUCGGUCUUUUGGAGUCAUAACCUGUGGCGUCGACAAUGGCAGGGCUGCUAUUGACCUCUUUGCCUCUGGUGCAAAAUUUGAUCUCAUUCUCAUCGACUUGAUCCUACCUGUGAUCAAUGGCCUCGAGACUACACGGCAGAUUAGGGCGAUGGGUGUGAAAACAAAGAUGUUGGGGGUGACCGCGUGCUCACGUGAGAGAGAGGAGAAGGCAUUUCUGGCUGCCGGAGUUGAUGAGUUUAUUGAGAAACCGCUGGACUCCAAUAGAUUGGCUUCCAUCCUGAUGGAACUUAAUGCCAACUAACAGAGAAGAGAGUCAUUCAAAGGCUUCCAUAUUGCUAGAAUUUUGUUAAUUUUGUCUUCAUUUUGGGGAAAUUACAUUUAUUCCCACGUGGUUUGGGGUCAAUGCACUUAACCCCCUUUGUCAUAAAAAUGUUCACUUAAU